ACGUCCACUCUGCGGAUGCCCAUUGGGCUGCGCCGGGCACGUUUGCCUCUGCAUUUCCUGUUGGCAGCAGAGAGUCGGCGGGGGGGAAGGAAGCCGCAGUCGCAGCCGGAGUCGGAGCGGGAGGGAGCCAGCUGCGAGCUCCCUGCCCGCCGCUUCCUCCAGCCAGCUCCCCGCGCACGGGGAAGCCGGACCGGGGGCGCGGCCCUCUCCCCACGCGCCCGGACCUCCGUCCCUCCCUCCCCCGGCAAGUGCACCGACGGGCUAGGGGAGGGAGGGGACGGCGGGGUCGGAGCCACUGCCCUUCGCUGCGCUUCCUCCCCCUGCCCUUUGCUGCCCCGCGCUGCCCUGUGCCCUGCCCCGUCCCCGCCGCUCGGCUCCCGGCCGCGCCUCGCCCCCUGCGCCGUCCCGGCGGCACGGAGAAGGAUGCUUGGUGCGUUCCUGGUGGCUUGGCUCCUGGGUGGUCUCUGCAGCCCCGAGCCGGCUGUGGGGGUCCCCGGGCCGCCAUGCCAAGCUCCGCAGCAGUGGGAAGGACGGCAGGUGCGCUACGAGCACAGCAGCGGCCGCAACACCCGGGCCCUGCUCUCCUACGAUGGCCUCCAGAAGCGCGUCCGCCUCCUGGAGGAGAAGAAGGCUCUCAUCCCCUGCAAGAGGUUCUUUGAAUAUAUUUUCCUCUAUCAAGAUGCAGUGAUGUUUCAGAUUGACCAGGCCACCAAGCUGUGCUCUAAGAUUGCUUUGACUGACCAAUGGGAUCCUCUGGAUAUCCCCCCAAACUCAACUUAUGAAGACCAGUAUUACAUCGGGGGCCCUCAGGACCAGAUCAUGGUACAGGAAUGGUCAGACAGGAAGCCAGCCCGGAAAUUUGAAACAUGGGUUGGCAUCUAUACUGUCAAGGAUUGUUACCCGGUCCAGGAAACCUACACCAGGAAUUACAGCGUCACGUUCUCUACUCGGUUCUUUGAUAUCCAGCUUGGCAUUCACGACCCCUCUGUUUUCACUCCACCGAGCACUUGCGAGAGAGCCCAGACAAGGAUGAUGAGCGAUGCCUGCUGACUGCUGCUCACAGGCUGAAAAAUCACAGUAACUACUGACCUAUUGAGAAAACUACUCAUAUACGUUGAAUUGAUUGUGGCUCUUUAGGCUAGCCGAGCUUCGUGAGAUAGCAAACCUUACUGUUGCUUGUAUAAAUGCCAUCAGGUAAAUGGUGCCCGCUGCUGCUUUGUUUUUCCUAUUUAAGACUCCAACUGUGUUUCCACAGGUAAAAUGAAAUAAAAGGGGAGUAAUUAUGCAGGUAUGCAUGAUCAGAAAAAAAAAAAACAUUCUGGCUAAUUUCAGUUACAAACCAUCUGGUUUUGGCUGGAAUUACCUAGAUCAUUCAGCUAAUUUUCAUUUUUUUUUUUCCUGGUCAGACCUGGUUUAGUUGGUGUGCUUACUGGCUGUUCCUAGAAGUUUCCAAAUAACAUCUUCUAAAAUAGAAAACAUGUUUGAUCUUGUGAUGACUAUUCUGUUAAAAUGUGCUUGAUUUUUCAGACUAAAGAGAGAGAGAAAAGCCAGUUAUCUUGACUCACACGAGAGAUCGCUAGCCUGUCUUGUAUACAAAUCGAUGGUAAUGGGUUUGCCCAAGAGUUCUGUUGAAUAGCUAAAUGGGAAAUGGAACAUGGCAUGUCCCAAACAUCUCAUUUCAUAAUCAUCAAAUCCAUUAAAUACAUUACAUGCUCAUUGUGCUUUUAUAUUUUCUUGUCAUUCAGGAAGUCGCCGAUCUAUUGUUUCCUUUUGCUCUCCCCUCUUCCCACACUUGUUUCCUGUUCACAGUUCACUCAUUCAUUUGACAAACAUUUAUUAAUCACCUUCUCUGUGCCAUGCACUGUGCUAGGUGCUAAGGCUACAAAAAGAUGAGAACGAGAUUGUCUUUGUUCUGAAAGGGCUGAUAUUCUCUUGGAGGGAUAGGGAAGGGGAAAAUCUGGACACAGAGCUGUUCCAUAAAACUAAGAUAGACUGAGAUUGCCUAUUGGAGUGUAUAUGAGGUCCUACCCAAAGAGGGCAAAGAGAAUAGAUGACCCCCCACGAGUCUAUACAACUUUGAGGUUAUUGUUUUCCAGGAUGAACAGACUGGUGUUAUGUCUUUAGCAGGAAACAAAGAUUCAGGUCCCGACGAAAGGAUUCUUGUGUUAGCAUUCUUUAAUGAGACAUUUCAAUCCAUAGACUAGAAAACUCUGUAGCUAGUAAACACAUCACUCAUUGCUUUGUAUAUUUCCCAUAAAAGAGAAUUAGCCAGUGCCCACAGCUAAUAAUGCAUCGCUUUGUGUGUUUCCUAUAAAAGAGAAUUAACCAGUGCCCACAGCUAAUGAUGCCCUAAUUGCCCAGGUAAUGUAGCUUGUACAGAGCAUGUACAAAUAUUCCCUACCUGUUUCAGAGUGACUGCGAGGGAAUUUUGGGACUGGUGUGUUGCCCCAUAUGAUUUGGGGUGUGUGUGUAAAGGGCUUGAAAUUUGAGAUGACAAAGGGCUCUAAUGGGUUGCUCAGACGGAGGAACUGCUGGCACAGUGGAUAUACAAAAGGGAUCCCCCUCUCUGUCUCUUCCUUUUUUGGUGGAGACUCAGCAGGAGUGACUAUGACGUGAUUAUUGAGGGUUCAAUGUAAUGGUGACCCUGCUGCCAUUCCUUACAUGGUUAGACAGUGGCAGGUGAGGAAUAUCCGUACAUGUUCUGUAUAACUCAUGUUCCUUUAGAUACCAGUGGCAACCUGAGUGCUCAGGAGGGCUUAUAUUUCAAAACAAGUAUGCUUUUGGGAAACUUCUCUCUGAUAACUUUGCUAUGUCUUGUGUUUUGCCUUUACUCCUCGAAUGGUGUCUGUCUUUCUGUCUCUUUCUUCCUGUGCAUAUCCGAAUUUUGUAUAUUCCUGGCUUUCCCCUAGUGGUACUGAGUAAGCUCACAUGUGGGCAACCAAAGCUACUAAGAAGCAUUUUGGAUAGAAAAUGUCCUUCUGGCAAGCAGAAAAGGACAUAAAAGGAAGUCCCCUCUGCAUCUAGUAGCCAGGUAAUAAGGCCACUCUCCUUCCUUCCUAAAGGGGUCAGCCGAACCCACACGUAAACUCAUAACACUAAUUAGGGAAAGUCUCAAUCGUGUGAAUGGAACUGUAGAACUUCAAUGAAGACGUCCCAUCUCUUGUCCGGAUUCCCACGCAGCUUCCGUUUGCUUGCUCCGGCUUCUGUCUGCUAAUUCUGCAUCUGUCUCAGCUUUAGUCCUGCUCCUGAUGCUACUGCUAUAGUCGGUGCUGCCGCCGCCGCUACUGCUGCCGCUUCUGCUGCCGCCUCUGCCGCCGCUACUACUGCAGCUACUGCUACUAUUGCUGCCGCCGCUACUGCCGCUCCUGCCGCCGUUGCUGCCGCCGCUACUGCUUCUGCCGUCGCCACUGCUUCUGCUACCGCCACAGCUUCUGCCUCCGCCACAGCUUCUGCCUCCGCCACUGCUUCUGCCUCCGCCACUGCUUCUGCUGCCGCUACAGCUUCUGCCGCCGCUACAGCUUCUGCUAGCUACCAUAAGCUUGGAUGCUGCUGCUGCUUCUCUCUGCACCUCCUUUCUUCUGGUACUCGGCAAUCUGCUCUUUUCUAAUCAGCACUUCCACCUUGAGCCCAUGGCAACAUGGGAAAGUGAGUGUUUUCUCAGUCCUCUCCUCUGUUUCAUGUGUCUGUUAAAUUGUAUCCCCGUUAAAAACUUUACAAUCCCCGCGUUUUAUCUGGUGCAUAAAAACGUUUAUAUGCUCCAGACAGUUAUUCUACAAUCUGUUUUAUUACACAUAGUAAAAGAGAUUCCCAGGUUACAUGAGGAUACAUGCGGACCAACAUCCCAUGGUAAAGAUUCAGACUCUCAACAAAAUACAGAGAUCAAGGGUAGGUAUAUACAACAUGACAUCGUCUCUUAGAGUUGUAUACGAUAGAUCAAUCAUAUAGGCUGCAAAGCAACUGCAUAGCUUACAUAAAUGACUGCCAUUUCCCAUGUCUCCAGGAGUACUCUGGUCAUCGCCAUGUUUAAUUCCUUUGUAUAUCCAAUGUAAUGGGAGAGGAACACAGAUAAACUCACAACACUGGUGUUGAAACUUUGGGUCCCAGAAUGCUUUGCUUAAUUAGCUCCCCCUUCAGUCUCAAAGCCAUCAGGGCUAGAGAGUACUGACUGACUUCUCUUGGCCAGAUGCCAACUGAAGUCUUUUGUCAGAAUUGUUGAAAACAUCCUCAAGGCCCUGAUGGAUUCUUGGGUUGUGACUAGCCCAGCCCUGCUCCCUUUGCUUCCUUUCUCUCUAUGCAGCUGCUCUUUCUCCUGCUUCUGUUUCUAUCGCUGCCUGCUUAAGCCUUUCAUGCAAAAGUCAUAAAGCUUUUUUAACCUUUCAUUGUUAGAAUUUGUGUUGGGCAAUAUCUCCAUGCUGCAGUCUCACACACAGCCUUCUGGGAAAUAUAAUCCAAUGAUUGAAGCUCCCAAGCAUUGUGGGACCUGCAGUCUACAAAUAUAUUCUGUACAGUUAAAGAAAAAAACAAAUCUGUAGUGCCUGCCAGUCACGUGCAAAACUUCUUACACACCUCAUUGAUGUGCAUCAGUUAGUAUAUAGUGUUUUUCUGGAGAUCAUCUGAAAUGUAUAUAGGCUUACCAUAUAUGGCACCUACAUUAGUCUCCUACCAUACACCAGGCACACAGAGAAAUUGCUAUUGUACGUGUUACAAAGGGUCACGGCGUACCCAAAUAUGUAGCUAUACUAUUACACGCGCUUCAUCGCUGGAUGUUAGCUUUCUUCUUUCUCCUGUAGCAUCCUAAGUCAUACUAAACCCCGACCUUAGAGUCUUGAUUCUACUCUGGGGACCUGCUUCCUUUAAAAAAAUCUUUUCUAUUAUAAUCUUUAUACAUACCAAGUAGAACAGAGAAAGAGAAUUGUACAUGAAACUGUGAAUCUCUUAAGAAAAGCUUACUUUUCCUCUUAAGAGAGUGUGUGUGUGUGUGUGUGUGUGUGUGUGUGUUUGUGUGUGUGUGUGUCCAAGCACAUGCUGCCAUCUAAUCAGCACCCUUAUUCUAAGACGUCCUACUGUCUCAGUUUUGACCUCCUGGAUGAUUUAGGCUGUAGAGCCCAAUACAUAACUUCUUGAGGCCUCCUCCGGGGGAAAAUUGGGCAGGAAAAGGGCAGCCCCAGGAUUCAGGCCUUCCUCCUUGGCUAGGCAGAGUUUCCCCUUGAUCUUGGUAAGCUUUGAUUUUGGGAGGCUUCCCAAACUCUCAAGAGGUUACUACCAUGCAGUUUCUUUUUAAAUUGGCCCCAAGGGUUCUCUCCCUAUGUGUUAUCAUCUGGCUUUGAGUGUUGAUCUGCAACUGCUGGAUAGGCCUGUCUCAAAGGUCCUUGGUAGUCCCUGCAUUGUUCUUGUCCUCCAGAUAAUCAGGCUGGCUCCCAUGUGAGCAAUGGUAAUUGUGGUGUAUCAUUAUUACAAGGUUCUCUCUGUGCUAUGGAACUAUUUUGUUGAGAGUAUAUUUACUAGCAUUUGGAAAGGGUGGCUCUUGGCCAGUCUACUUCUUACUAUCUUAUAUUUUCUCUGGACAGCAAGAUUCCUUAGCAGGAUGCUAGCUUCUUCCCAGAUUUACUGAGAUUGAACUCGUGUCAGAUUCUUACUUGUUCCCCUUUGAGAAUUUCUCAGCUAAGGCCAUUGCUAUGCAUUUGCCUCAGUUAACUGAUCCACCUCCUUAAUGGACUUAUUUUCAAAGACUUGACUUUUCAGAAAGGAUCCUGGCAGGGAAACUAUACCCCGAGAAUACUUUCCUACACCACGUUGGGAAAUGGAGAAGAUUUCUGGUUUCAGUGUACAGGGACUAAGAUGAUCUGCCACCAGAAUGUUGUUCUUGUUCUACCUACCUCUUUUCAAAGAUAAAAUGUCUAUACGCACAAGCUCCAAAGACUGGCUAGUUCUUAGAUUUUCCAGAUAAGCAGUAAAAGAAAGAUUCAUUCAUGAACACAUAGAGCACAUUUUAAAAAAUACACCCUACACGCAUCUCCCUCCAUUCUUGGGCCAAUAGAAUCAAAUUUGUACCAACCCCAAAGUUCUCUUUUGGUCCACGUGUCCAAAACCAUUAUCGAGAGUUUUCAUAGCCACAGUUAGCAACAACUGCUUUCUUUGUGGUGAUGGAUCGCUAAUUGUUGACUACAGUGCUCUAUUUUUUAAUUCCAACUUAUGCCACUCUCUCAAUACUAGAUUGUCUUUUGGGGUUUGUAAUUUGAGUCCCUGGGGUCCAAACUCUUCAUUUUUUAUUUUUAGAACUUCUUUACAAAAAAAGAAGUUGAAGAAAGAGAAGGAAUAUGAUCGAUUAACAUUAGGAACUAGUGGUCAGCUCUUAUUUCCUGUCCUUUCUUCUCCUCAACUAGACUAUUACUGAUUUUUAUGAUUUACUUUCAAUUCCCCAUUUAUGAAUAACAUUAAAAAGCUGAAAUAUGUUUUUCAUUUCCAUCUUUAUCUGCCCUCUUCAUGUUCCUUCUACAUCCCUUUUUCCCACUGUUUUUAUUGCUUUGUGCUCUAAAUUUUCUAUUUGUAUGCAAGGAUGUAUAUACCCUUCUUCUUUAAUGAGAAAAGGUAAAUUUCUGUUCAUUUUUUCCUGAAUUAUUCCUUUCCCCCUUCUUUUAUUUUUUGAUUUAAAACAAACAAAAGAAUGAAACCACUUCAAACGUUGUCUGUCUUUCUUAACUCCUGUAACAUUUAAAAAUGUUGUGUUUCUAAAAGGAUACGAUUCUUCUCCCCCCUAUUAGAAUAUAAGCACUUCAGCAGCAUUUAGUACCUUCCAAUUACUUGAAUGUUUUUAUCUUUCUAGGCUCCUCUAGGCUGUUGUGUUUAUGUUCCAGGCUUCUACUUAUCUUUUUUUUUCCCCAUUAAAAGGUCCAUUUCCCUUCCCCUUUAGGAUUAUAUUGCCUUGCAAAAUAAAUUAUUCUUGGUUGCAAGCCUUUAUCUUUUGCCUUUAGAAUAUCAUAUUUCAAAAUCUUCUCUCCUUUAUAAAAAAUUAUGCCAUAGUCUUGUAUGACCCUGACUAUGAUUCUUUGAUACUUGAACUCUUUCUUUUAGUUUCAGGCAGUAGUUUUUUCACUGACCUGUAUGUUCUGGAUUUUGGUUAUGCCAUUCUGCCUGUUUUUAAUUGAGGGUUUCUUUCAUGACUGGUGGAUCUUUAAAUUGUUACUUUCCCCGAAGGAUCUAAUAGAUCUAGGCAGUUUUGUGAUUUCUUGAAAUAUGAUACCUAGGAUUUUUGUUUGGACAUAGUUUUCAGUGAAUCCAAUGGUUCUUAAUUUAUUCUGGACUUAUUUUUAGUUGCCUUCUAAGGUAGAUGCUUUAUAUUUUCUUCUGCUUUUAAAAUCUUUUCACUUUAUUUUGAUAUUUCUUGUUGUUUUCUGAAGUCAUUGUGUUUUGUUUGCUCCAUUCUGUUCACUACCUGGAUAAAGUUUUGUAUCUUCUGCUGUAGCUCUGAUAGGCAGCAUCUAACUUAGUACUUGAAUCCAUCUGUUCAAACACUGAAAUCUACACACUCUUGUAGCUUCUCUCUUCAAAGCCAAGAGCUCCAAUUUUUGGAUAUGGUAAUAUAAGCCUUGCUAUCUAGGAAUCCCUGAUUGGAAAAUGCAAUAGGAUUCUAGUGACUUUCACUCUGCUAGUGUAUAAUUAAUAACUGAUAUCAGCGUGAAUCACAAAGAUUUUGCUUGAAUCUGCAAAAGCCAACACUGGCAGUGCAUUCAUGAGGCAGCUGAUAAUGUCCUUGAAAUUCUUUUGGUAUUUUUCAUCUGUCCCAAUGAUAUCCCAAUAGUGUUUAAGGGUUUAGGAUUAUUCCCUCCUCACCUCCCUCAACUGCUUUUGUCUGUGGAAAUCCCAGGGAACUACGGUAUUUCCCCUUCAAUUUCAGCAUAUAAAUUAAAUCCAUUAAACAUCUGUUUAUUAUCUACUUUGUGCUAGGCAAAGAAGGUACAAAGAAAAAAAAUGAAACAAACACAUUAAGGGCAGCUAGGUGGAGACAGAGAAUUGACUCUGGUGUCUCGGGGACCUGAGUUCAAAUCAGAUCUCAGACUUGUACUAACUGUUUGAACCUGGGCAAAUCAUUUCACCCCAAUAGCCUGAAAAUAAAAACAAAUGAACAAAACCCCCAAACACCUUAGAACUAUAGAGCUCUGUCUCCUUGGUGAUGAUGGGUGAACACUUCUUGCUGCAAUUCUCACAGUUAUCAUUUGAAUUUAAGAGUUUAAGGCACCCUUAGUCCGACCCUCCACCCUCGCCCUUAUUUCCAUUUCCUCUUUUGCCUGUGUUUCUGAUGCCUCAGUCAGUCUCAGAAGAGAUUGUGAUGUCCCAGGCUACAGAGCCUCUGUAUUCACUCCAAGUCUGAGUUAAGUGAUACCAUCACACUGCAGGAUCACACACAGCUUUCUGGGAGAUAUAAUGUAGGUAUUUCUUCUUAUAAGCAAUAUUCUUUUGCUUCUAAUCUCUGGGAGAAAUUAAGCUCAUGAUAAUGACAUUUCCAUCUUCAAGACCUUCUCCCUACUUCCCACUUUGUAAAAAAAAAUUGUAGCUCCUCAAAAUCACAAGUUUGUUGUUAAGGAUUUUUAGCCUCUGCCCCAAGCCAUCCAAUUCUCCUUGGUUUUUCAUCAAGAACUUUAAUUUCACUCCUUAGUUUUCUUUUCCUUUAUUUUGUUAAGUCAUUCAACUCUCUCUUAGAUUCUCAUGGUCAUUCCAUGCUUUUUGAGGAAGGGAUGCAGAGGGGAGUACAGAGGGAAUUCUGGUUGUAGUUA
Sarcophilus harrisii (Tasmanian devil) is the source of this 8771-nucleotide messenger RNA. RefSeq names its product ependymin related 1 (gene EPDR1). Bases 16 to 1050 code for a protein of 344 amino acids. Gene Ontology annotation, cellular component: extracellular region; lysosome. Gene Ontology annotation, molecular function: calcium ion binding. NCBI's taxonomy places the organism in Eukaryota, Metazoa, Chordata, Mammalia, Dasyuromorphia, Dasyuridae. The record is from RefSeq and is a predicted model, not a curated record. The transcript has 3 exons. Gene Ontology annotation, biological process: cell-matrix adhesion.